AUGGCAAAGCCUGUCCCUCCGGCAUACCUGAGGACGAAGCUUGUUCCACACGCCCAACAGGUGUGUGAUCUAUACAAAGCUGCUCUUUAUAACAUUAAAGCUCAGAAGUUGGAUCAAUUCGAGGCUGUUCUUCUUCGUGCAAGAUUCGACAGGAACAGGGAUAUUAAGGAUCCCGUGAAGGCGAAGAAACUCUUGGACGAUGGAUGGAAGGAGCUUCAGAAGAACAAGGCUGCCUUUCCCUUUUUAUAUCCAACUUCUCCCGGCGGUGUCGCCUACGAACGCUAUGAUUUUCACCAACCAGAUUAUUUCCUGGAUCUCUGGCAUCCUUUGGAAAAAAUGCAGUACCCGGACUACUUUGCCCUCCGUGAGAAGAGAAAGGCCGAAUUCAUUGAGCAGUGGAAAGCUCGUUAUGGUGAACUCAAGUCUGACGAGGAACACUAA
This is a messenger RNA of Echinococcus granulosus, 441 nucleotides long. Its product is annotated as NADH dehydrogenase [ubiquinone] 1 beta subcomplex subunit. Lineage: Eukaryota; Metazoa; Platyhelminthes; Cestoda; Cyclophyllidea; Taeniidae. The coding region runs from base 1 to 441 and encodes 146 amino acids. The transcript is spliced from 4 exons. The record is from RefSeq and is a predicted model, not a curated record. Gene Ontology annotation, biological process: mitochondrial electron transport, NADH to ubiquinone.